Molecule: messenger RNA, 3343 nt
Organism: Temnothorax curvispinosus
Lineage: Eukaryota; Metazoa; Arthropoda; Insecta; Hymenoptera; Formicidae
Exons: 5
Coding region: 2357-3322 (321 amino acids)
Source: RefSeq, a predicted model, not a curated record
AAAGACAAUAUAAUCAUAAUAUAUAUUAAUUUAAAAUAUAGUAUAUAUGUUAAUAUAUGUUAAUUUAAUGUAUAGUAAGGUGAUAUGGUAUCUCAAUUUUUGUUAGCAGCAAUUGGCGAAUCUCUAUAUUAAUUAUCCAAACUUUAUAGCUUUAAAAGAAGAUAUAUUAAUUUCUCUUUGCGAUUAUUAUAUGAUAUUAAAAUGUCAUGCGUUGAAUGAAAUGUAUGGGGAUACUUGAAUGGAUACUUAAAUGCGGCGGCUACAUAUUCUCUUUCUAAAAUUUUCUUAGCGAUAGCAUGGAACAAUGAUUGUGUCAGUAGUCAAUAUGAUAAAUGAAGUUGACUUAGACUAGCAAGCUAGAAAUUAGUAUUAUGCGAGAACUUAAAAUUAUUAAGAUGGUGCAAAACAGAUUUGUCGUGUUUGUUAAAUAGAAACUCGAAAACAAAAUCGCAUAAUCUUGAAACUAUUUUUAUUAAAUAAAAUAGUUACAUUAAUUCCAACACGUUUUUUCCAUAGAGGAAAACUCCUCUAAAGAAUAUCUUUUUUAAAGAAGAUUUUUUAGAUCAAUAACUCUAUUUAAAACGAAAUUUAGUUUUUUAAAAAGUGACGAAGUUUUUGCACCACCCUAGUAAUCGAUUUAUUAUUCAAAUAAACUUAUUCGAAAUAUUUCACAAUUAGAUAGCUGAGACCAAUAAGGUGCAAUUUUUCCGGAGGAAAUAUUUCUAUAUUUAAUAACUAUUAUAUAAGGAGAAUAUAUUCGACUUCGAAUAGUUUGGUACGCAUUCGAUCGUAAAUUGGCAUUAUAUACCCUUAAAAACGGCCUAUAUCUUUAACAACCUUUAUAAGUAGUAGGGUAGAGAAUCAUUUCUCGUUUUGUAUUGUGUAAACACAAUAGUGCAAUUUUCACGUUCAUUAAGAACAGAGUAAAUAUAUCCAGUAAGGAUACUACAAUGCAAAAUGACGAUAAACCAUAAUCGAUAUACUUGUAAUAUAAGAGAUAUAAAGGCGCGCGCGCCAGCAGGCGUUAAUUAUUAUAUUUUAUAACAACUUUUAAAAAUUUAUCGUAAUCUUAUAUCUGUAGAGGAUAUCGUAGAUCAAUGUCUUGUGCGCAUAUUACACGCGUCUAUAUACUUAAGAAUCUAUUUACGCUAUGCAAAUGUAAUCUCUAAGUCGUGCGCGCGCGAAGCCAACUUCGCGCUCACGGGAAACGCAUUUACAAUACUCGACGCAUUUAAUACCAGGCAUUUAAACGUUCUUCCCGCAUAAAGAGGAAGGAAGAUACUCUAAUGUAGAAACAAACGCUGUUAUCGUAAUCUCUUACAUUUACUAUCGCGCUAAUCUUAUAUAUGCUUUUACGCGUUCGUGGUUCGAAGGCAGGAUAUACCGUAUGUAUAAGCAACGUUCAUACUUAAAAAAAAAAAGAGUUUUAUUGACUCUCAUGUAAUUGCACACAAAUUUGACUUACAUUUUAUUCCAUAUUUUAAGCGGAGAGAGUUAGUACUUUCUAAACCAAGACAGUGAUGUAUCGCGCAGUUAGAAGAUGCAUAUACUUAUUACGCAAUUUGAUACUCCGAGAGAAGAAAGGAACAAAAAAUCAUCGCGUUAUCGCAAAGCGCAAACGUCUUGAACGAUAAUGGAUUGCCGGCUUAUGUACUUAGUGCCAGGUGAAAGUCCGAAUUUAUAUGCUAAUUUGUUUUUGUCGUAGCAUAUUAACGAGGGGUAAUCGUAACAAGCCCGAUUUAUGUACGCGCGCGUUUCUCCUUCGUAAUACGUUUUAGAUCGAGCGAAAGAGAAAAUGGCUUUUCAGUGCCACGUGUGAAUUUUGAUAUUAAAUUGAUUUGUAUAAUAUCGCUCUAAGCCUUCUAUCUGAAAAUGGUACCAAUAAACUCGGAAUUUGCCUUAUCUCAUCCAGAAACUAAUGCUCUCCGUUAUUUAUUCUCCGCAAAUUCCUCCCUGAAAAUCCUCUUUCUUGGAAAAUCACGUCUCGUUACCGCGAAAGAAAGACAAAUUGAAUUAGCAUCAUGCGAGAUAAUAAUGAUUAAAAAGAAAAAGACAUAAGGAAGCGGCCUUUUCCGUCGAACAACCGUUCCCGGCGCGUGAGCAUCAUCGGCCGUUUCGUUCUCUUUAAUCCUAACAGAACAUCUCUGCUGGAAAUAAUGAUGUCCCCUCGCGCGUGUCACCUGCGGCAUGUCCAUCCCCAACGCCGGACAGUUUCUUCCGAAUUACAGAUGUGCAGUAGGGACCGAGAAAAUUCGCGGUGUUACUCGAUUAAGAGACACCCGCUCGCGCCCGAGAAUGAGAUGCGUUACACUCGCGGCGAUAGCGUACGAUAAUAAGUAACGUUACGCGUCCAAAUAUGUUCGUGCGCGACGCGUUUUGCGCUCUGUGCACCGUUCUACUUUGCCUGAACGUUAACGUGGCAGAAUGGGUGGACAUGCCGCAAUUCUCGGACGAGACCAAGAUUUACAGGAUACCUUCUGUACAGCACGAUCAGUUUUACAAGUUCAGGCGAGGCGACGCGGACAGCAUUAAUUUUCCCAACGGUCAGCGAAACGGCAGCCAAACUUAUCGUUAUCCAGCUGAAGCCACGCGUGUGACGCAUAAUAAAAGGAUGGAGAUUAAAAGGAUAAAUUCCAUCGCGAUGUCGACAACGCCGGCGAACUUAUUUCCCGAUCAAAUCGCCGACAGUUUCGCGGACACCGGUACAAGUCGCACCACAAUCAUCACCGAUACCGUGACCGAGAAUAAAUUAAAUAACAAAGACGAUGCGACGAUCUCACCAAUAGAGGAUACAAUGAUUAACACACUUACGACUCAACCAUCACCGAAUAAUAAGCAAGAAACAUCGCGAGAUAAAUACGACAACGAUACAUCGCAGCAGGACGACGGUAUAUUCCAAUAUUUGCCCAUAGACCUACUUAAAAGUGUUCACCGUACUUUACAAUCGCAGCCAGGGUCGAUCGAGGGAAAACUUUACUUUCUUAAAACGUUCGAGAAAACAUUGAUGUCAGAGAUUGAAUCUCGCCUUACCACUUCUAUGGCACCGAGUCGCAAAAUAAGAGGUGCCGAUUAUCACGACGAUCACGACGACCAUUCUUUAGGAUUCCCUUCGACAGAAGGCACACUGAUGGCCAUAUCGUUUCUCACGUUCGCAGUUUACCUCGUCCGAUUAGUCAUGCUGCUUCUCCGGAAUAUGAACAUGCCUACGACCACUACAACCGCCGCUACAGUGUUUCUCGGCAAAAGAAAAAGAUCCACCGAUCUCGAUGACGACACCGCUAGAAUACUUAGCAACAUUAAUAGUUUCGUUCCUGAUUUUUAAAUUGUAAUAUAAAAUAGUGUG